UGGACCAGGUUCAGAUGGAUCGGGUUCAGAUGGACUGGGUUCAGGUGGACCAAGUUCAGAUGGACCAGGUUCAGAUGGACCGGGUUCAGUCUCCCUCUAACACCACCGACGAGCUGCUUAACCAGGGGCUCCUGAGGAUAAGUAUAAUUUCCACUAUGUCCACAGUUCCAUCUUUUGUGUUUCUCUACAUUAAUGGGACAAUGUUGUAUAUUUUGAGGAGUAAACCAGUGUUUCGGGAGACCUGCCGCUACAUUCUUCUGUACAACCUCCUUCUUGCAGACACUGUUCAGCUGGCUCAAAGUCAAGCGAUGUUUUUAUUGUCUGUUUGCAGGAUAAAACUGGCAUAUUCUCUGUGCAUUGUGCUCAGCAUGUUCGCUAAUCUCACAACCGGGAUUUCUCCACUCACACUUCUGGUGAUGCCUUUGGAGAGAUAUGUAGCUGUGUGCUACCCGCUGAGGUAUGCUUCCAUCGCCACCAUCAGAAACACGGUGGUGGCCGUCAGUGCGAUCUGGGCUGUCAGCUCACUGAACAGUCUGACUCGCAGUUUGCUGUUUUUACAGUUUCCAUUUGAAAAGAUGGCGUCUCUGCAGCUACAAGAUGUUUGCUCUAAUAUUGCUUUAGUGCUUGGAUAUCUGACUGAUGAAUAUGACAGAGCCUAUACUUGUGUGCUGUUUGUAUCAGCUGGCGUGGCCGUCACUGUCUCCUAUUUUGGUGUCAUAAUAGCAGCUAGAUCAGCCUCCACAGACAAAGUUUUAGCCCGAAAGGCUCGAAACACACUGCUACUGCAUCUGGUGCAGCUUGGUCUCAGUCUAUCCUCAACCAUUAAUAACCCACUGCUCACUGCUCUUUCUAGAAUUUCAACAAAGAUGGUACUUUUGUGGGUUCAAAAUGUAUUUUAUGUUUGCUUUAUAAUCUUCCCCAGAUGUCUGAGUUCUCUCAUUUAUGGACUUCGAGAUCAAACCAUCAGACCCGUUCUCGUCUACCAUCUAUACUGUCGACUGAAAGUGAAAAUCAGCGGCUAA
This is a messenger RNA of Melanotaenia boesemani (Boeseman's rainbowfish), 1022 nucleotides long. Its product is annotated as odorant receptor 131-2-like. Gene Ontology annotation, molecular function: G protein-coupled receptor activity. The transcript has 2 exons. Gene Ontology annotation, biological process: G protein-coupled receptor signaling pathway. Gene Ontology annotation, cellular component: membrane. Lineage: Eukaryota; Metazoa; Chordata; Actinopteri; Atheriniformes; Melanotaeniidae. The record is from RefSeq and is a predicted model, not a curated record. The coding region runs from base 15 to 1022 and encodes 335 amino acids.